UUAUUUGGAUUUUCUCAGAACGUAUCCUAUAACGCCAGUAACAAGUGUCAAUGUCAACUGUCAAUAGAAAUCGGCUUUGGCUCGAAGUAACCAGAUGAUUUUAUUUUGAAAAUUAUUAAUUAAAAAUGAAAUUAUUAUCUAAAAUAUUCCAACCUGUGAUCACAAUACCUAAGGGUGCGAAGAUAAAGAACACGGAAAUAACAUGUAAAAGUCAGAAACUCUUGUUAGAAUGCGGUCUGGUCCGUCCAACGAGCACCGGUUUCUUCACCCUGCUACCGUUGGCAAGACGAGCUCUCACCAAAUUAGAAAACAUUGUACACCGCUGCUUAGAAGACGUCGGUGCUCAACAGAUAUCACUACCUUGUCUCACUUCCAGCAGGCUAUGGGAAGCGAGCGGACGUUUAGACAAAGUUGGCUCCGAGUUGUUAAAAGUAGAAGAUAGACACAACAAGAAGUAUAUAUUAAGUCCGACUCACGAGGAGGCCAUCGCCGACUUGUUGUCCGAUGUAGCUCCGUUGUCACACAAACAGUUACCGUUCAUACUGUACCAGAUUGGUAACAAGUAUCGUGACGAGCUCCGUCCUAAGCACGGUCUGCUGAGGUCGAGGGAGUUCCUCAUGAUGGACGCCUACAGUGUACACACGGACACGGACAGCGCGCUCUGUACAUACGACACACUCACACACGCGUACAGGAACGUGUUCAGAGAACUGCGGCUGCCGGUGAGGAGAGUGGAGGCUCCGUCGGGUGACAUGGGAGGCACUCUCUCCCACGAGUGGCAGCUGCCAGCUCCCUCUGGUGAGGAUUGUCUGUCUGUGUGUCCGUCUUGCUCACACACCACCUUACUGGAGCAGGGGAAGGAGGGCAGCAAAUGUGUCGCGUGUGGGAGAGAGACGGAGAUAUGUAGCAGUAUUGAGGUUGGUCACACGUUCGUCCUCGGUGACAGGUACAGCGCCCCCAUCGUGAUGGCCUGCUAUGGUAUUGGACUCACGAGGCUGCUUGCCGCUAGUGUGGAGCUCCUCUCAUCCGAGCGUUCCCUGAGGUGGCCGCACGCUCUGGCGCCCUACAAGGCCAUAGUUAUAGGACCUAAGGAAGGUUCUAAGGAGUGGGUACAUCAUGACAGUCCUCGGUUGGAGCAGCUCGGGGCUCAGGUGGAGGCUGUAGCUGGAGACGUGGUUUUGGACGACAGACAUCACCUCACCAUAGGGAACAGAUUGCUUCAGGCUGAUAAAACUGGCUAUCCAUACAUCAUAGUGUGCGGGCGCUCCGCCCUGGAGUCUCCGCCGCGGUAUGAACUGCAUCGAGACCGAGGCGAAGUCCUAACUCUGCCGCUAAACGAACUAUUAGCAUUCAUUGAAAAUGAUAACAAAGAACGAGAUUUAAAGUUUAAAAGAGAAAGUGAAUAUAUAUAAGCAAACGUUGUUUGGUUGUUGAAACUCAAAACCAAAAGGAUUCAGUUAUUUAAUGAUAAUAUUAUUUUAAAUCCACA
Molecule: messenger RNA, 1489 nt
Organism: Danaus plexippus (monarch butterfly)
Lineage: Eukaryota; Metazoa; Arthropoda; Insecta; Lepidoptera; Nymphalidae
Gene: ProRS-m
Product: probable proline--tRNA ligase, mitochondrial
Exons: 9
Coding region: 126-1412 (428 amino acids)
Biological process (GO): prolyl-tRNA aminoacylation
Cellular component (GO): mitochondrion; cytoplasm
Molecular function (GO): ATP binding; proline-tRNA ligase activity
Source: RefSeq, a predicted model, not a curated record